AUGGCGGCAAAACCCGUGUGUAGGGCGCAGGAUGACGGGGGGCAGGGCGGGCGUCCCCCGGGGCAGGUGUUCCUCCUCACCUGCACCUCAGCACCGAGCCACCAAAGCCCGCUGGGUGGCGGCAGGCAUCUUUCCCGCGUUCCAGAUGACCUCACCGGCUGCCCCAGCCAAGAAGGCGGGGGAACAGAUGGCUGCUCCGUGUCUGGCUCCACAGGCCAGGAACCUGGGCUGCAGUUAAUUCCGACCCACUGCCGAUCCACCCGCUACGGUCUCCACAGCCUGGAUCUCGUGUGGCCCCCACGGGCUCCUCCCAGCGCCCUGAGCACACGAGGUUUGCAGCAAGUCUACGUAGCUUACAGGCUCCAGACACCCGCACAGAGGCCCCAGACACCCGCACAGGCCCUGACACCCCCACAGGCCCCGGACACCCGCACAGGCCCCGGACACCCGCACAGGCCCCAGACACCCGCACAGGCCCCGGACACCCGCACGGGCCCCGGACACCUGCACAGGCCCCGGACACCCGCACAGAGGCCCCGGACACCCGCACAGAGGCCCCGGACACCCCCACAGGCCCCGGACACCCGCACAGAGGCCCCGGACACCCGCACAGAGGCCCCAGACACCCGCACAGGCCCCAGACACACGCACAGGCCCCGGACACCCGCACAGAGGCCCCGGACACCCCCACAGGCUCCAGACACCCGCACAGAGGCCCCAGACACCCGCACAGGCCCUGACACCCCCACAGGCCCCGGACACCCGCACAGGCCCCGGACACCCGCACAGGCCCCAGACACCCGCACAGGCCCCGGACACCCGCACAGAGGCCCCAGACACCCGCACAGAGGCCCCGGACACCCCCACAGGCCCCGGACACCCGCACAGAGGCCCCGGACACCCGCACAGAGGCCCCGGACACCCCCACAGGCCCCGGACACCCGCACAGAGGCCCCGGACACCCGCACAGAGGCCCCGGACACCCCCACAGGCCCCGGACACCCGCACAGAGGCCCCAGACACCCGCACAGGCCCCGGACACCCGCACGGGCCCCGGACACCCGCACAGGCCCCAGACACCCACACAGGCCCCGGACACCCCCACGGGCCCCGGACACCUACACAGAGGCCCCAGACACCCGCACAGGCCCCGGACACCCCCACAGGCCCCGGACACCUGCACAGAGGCCCCAGACACCCGCACAGAGGCCCCGGACACCCCCACAGGCCCCAGACACCCGCACAGAGGCCCCAGACACCCGCACAGAGGCCCCGGACACCCCCACAGGCCCCGGACCCCUGCACAGAGGCCCCAGACACCCGCACAGAGGCUCCGGACACCCCACAGGCCCCGGACACCCGCACAGGCCCCGGACACCCCCACAGGCCCCGGACACCCGCACAGAGGCCCCAGACACCCGCACAGAGGCCCCAGACACCCGCACAGAGGCCCCGGACACCCCCACAGGCCCCGGACACCCGCACAGGCCCCAGACACCCGCACAGGCCCCGGACACCCCCACAGGCCCCGGACACCUGCACAGAGGCCCCAGACACCCGCACAGAGGCCCCGGACACCCCCACAGGCCCCAGACACCCGCACAGAGGCCCCAGACACCCGCACAGAGGCCCCGGACACCCCCACAGGCCCCGGACACCUGCACAGAGGCCCCAGACACCCGCACAGAGGCUCCGGACACCCCACAGGCCCCGGACACCCGCACAGGCCCCGGACACCCCCACAGGCCCCGGACACCCGCACAGAGGCCCCAGACACCCGCACAGAGGCCCCAGACACCCGCACAGAGGCCCCGGACACCCCCACGGGCCCCGGACACCCGCACAGAGGCCCUGGCCACCCCCACAGGCCCCGGACACCCGCACAGGCCCCGGACACCUGCACAGAGGCCCCGGACACCCCCACAGGCCCCGGACACCCGCACAGAGGCCCCAGACACCCGCACAGAGGCCCCGGACACCCCCACAGGCCCCGGACACCCCCACAGGCCCCGGACACCCGCACAGAGGCCCCGGACACCCCCACAGGCCCCGGACACCCCCACAGGCCCCGGACACCCGCACAGAGGCCCCGGACACCCCCACAGGCCCCAGACACCCGCACAGAGGCCCCAGACACCCGCACAGAGGCCCCGGACACCCCCACAGGCCCCGGACACCUGCACAGAGGCCCCAGACACCCGCACAGAGGCUCCGGACACCCCACAGGCCCCGGACACCAGCACAGGCCCCGGACACCCCCACAGGCCCCGGACACCCCCACAGGCCCCCGGACACCCGCACAGAGGCCCCAGACACCCGCACAGGCCCUGA
Molecule: messenger RNA, 2331 nt
Organism: Perognathus longimembris pacificus (Pacific pocket mouse)
Lineage: Eukaryota; Metazoa; Chordata; Mammalia; Rodentia; Heteromyidae
Product: extensin-like
Exons: 4
Coding region: 1-2331 (776 amino acids)
Source: RefSeq, a predicted model, not a curated record